Messenger RNA from Orussus abietinus, 4958 nucleotides. RefSeq names its product transport and Golgi organization protein 1 (gene Tango1). Gene Ontology annotation, biological process: protein secretion; endoplasmic reticulum to Golgi vesicle-mediated transport; vesicle cargo loading. NCBI's taxonomy places the organism in Eukaryota, Metazoa, Arthropoda, Insecta, Hymenoptera, Orussidae. The transcript has 17 exons. Gene Ontology annotation, molecular function: protein binding. Bases 276 to 4496 code for a protein of 1406 amino acids. Gene Ontology annotation, cellular component: endoplasmic reticulum membrane; endoplasmic reticulum exit site. The record is from RefSeq and is a predicted model, not a curated record.
ACCCCCGGUUCCGCAUCCGAUAAAUCCCGGAUUUAGGAGCACGAUGAAGACAUGAUCAAGGUCUUAAGUGUCGGUUUGAAAUGUAAUGGAGGCCUACAUCGACUAUUCCGUCUCAUAACCUCACAGUCCGUGACUUCUCAGUUCUCCGAUCUCCAGGUGGCUUGCACUCCGUUUUCCUCGCGUGUGUAUGGCGUGUGUAUGUCCGUGUGCGUCCGAGUCCCAAGGCUGUGUCAUUGCAUUUCAUUAGUGAUGUGGAACUUUUCAGUAACAGAAAUAUGACGAAAAUGGUCCAGUCGAUAACAUUUUUAUACGUCGCCGUUUGUGCACUUAUCGCAACAACGUCUCUAUGUUCCGCUGCGAUUUCAGAUAAGCGGUUAUGUUACGACCCCAACUGUUCCGUACCGGUUUCACUGGCCAGGACCAUCAUUCGGUACAACUCUCGGUAUGCAGGGAUCCUCGGAUUUAACAUCAACCAAGAGGUCGAGGUAUUCAGUAAGUCCGCAGGGAACAGGAUGGAUCUCUGGGGUGUUAAGAUACGAAACAAACGAGGAUAUGCCCCUUAUAAGUUUUUACGAGAGUAUAAGGUUUUUCAUCACAACUUGACAUAUGAGGUAUCAACGGAAGAGGCAAAAGAGCCAAUCGAUGAAAGUACUCCUCAUAAACAACCGAAUGGUAAGAAAUCAUUGGAUGAAAAACGAUCAGAUUCCAUCUCUGUAGACAAAGAUAAAUCUGGUCAAGCUACUACACUAAAUAUAGAAGAUAUAUCUCCAUCUUAUGAAGUAGUGGAUGGAACAACGAUCUAUUAUACAUCUGAUGAAUUGUCCGAUCAGCCUAGUUACUCUACCAAAAUUGUGGAAAAUGUGCGAUCGAAUGAACAACCUAUUCUUACUGUCCUUCCACUUAUGAUUACGGAUGAUAUCGUGACACUUGCUUCUCCUGAACCAGAAAAAGAAAGCACGGCAUCGAAGGAAACAACUGUGCCAGGCAUUGCCAACAUGCCAUCAUUGCAGGUUCCCAGCGAUAAUUCGGAACAAAAACUUUCCGAUGUUGAAAAAGAUCUACACUCAGAGAAAUCAGAAUCUAAAUCUCUCGAACAGCCUGCAUCGUUACAUCAAUCCGUCGAUUCUUCAGCACCAGCUGAUAGUAUUGAAAAGAAAGAAACUGAACCUGUGAAUGAUGAUAUAGUUACAGAUAAUACUAAAGAGGAAAAGAAGGGUGAGAAUGAUAAUUUAAAACAGAAUGAAGCAAAAGAAGGUGCUUUUAGUCAACAAUGUGCUGAAACAGAAUUCUCGACUAAAGAAAACGGUGUAGAAAUUGGAGAAGAGGUUAACGUGGAUUCGAAUGUAAACGUUUCUCUUCCACUAGAAGCAACGGAAGCUUCAACGGUCUGUGAUAAUUGUACGACUGAAAAACUUCACGUAGAAGAAGCUUCUCCUAACUUUGAUGAGAAAGUCAAUAGAGAAGCGUCAGCUGUAAAAUUGAAAGGUAUCGAUUCAUCUUCCAACACGGUGCCUUCAGUGAGUGUUCCUGUGGAUGCAAAGCCUGACGAGGUAGUCCAGGAUGUAAUUUCUUCAAGCGAAGAUAAUAUUGCACCCAUAGAAGAAACUAUUAAGGAGAUUCCAGAUGAAUCUAAAACUGAUGGAAAUACCCAUGUAAGUUUAAACGAAGAUACCAACAAAGAUGAGCAAAUGACGGAACAGAAUGGAGAAACCAUAGAAGAGAAGCCUAUCCUUCCUAAGGAUGAUGUAAUAGUGGAUAACAGCCAGGAUAAAGUGCCAGAUUAUGUAACUAAUGAUGUUACCCCUGAAAAAGAUAUCACUGUUCGUGAAAAUCAGGACACAUCGGUAGAUAAUGCACGGAAUGGAGAUAUAACUACUGAUAAAAAUGAGGAUACAGUGGUUAUAAGUGUCAAGGAGGAUGAUUCACUUGCUGAUAAAAUUCAGAAUACAACGGCAGAAGUACUUACUGAUUCUGUUAUCGAUACUGAAAGAGUGAAUGACAACGAUGUUCAACCACAGGUGGAUAGUUCCAUAGAUCGAGGCAACCAUAGUUAUGUUAAAUUAAACGAUUCUCUUCCUGAUGUUCCUAUCGAAUUAAAUACGCAAGAUAGCCAAGAAACAUUACAUACAAAUCUGAAGGAUGAAAAUGAGGCUACUGGUAGCGAUCAUCCAAACAUUCUUAUGCAACAUAUUGCGAGCUUCAACCAGUUUUUCUCUAAUCGAAAUUUACUGAAUGUAGAAGAGGUUCGCCAGCCUGAUAAUCAAGUGUCGCAGACUGAUGCAGAAAAAUCUACCGAGAUCGAUCAGCCUGUAACCGAAGUCUCUCCUCAAUAUGAAGAAGUAACCAAUGAAGUAGUGAUAACAGAACACGUACCGAUAAAUACUACCCUUGAUGAAGAUGUGGAUACAAGCAAUACAGAAACCGAAUAUCAGGUGGCAGAAAUUGGAGAGUGCAGUGCGGACUUUAAUUGUCCGAAGGAUACAGAGAGUCAAGUAAAGGACGUUAACGAGGAAACUGAAUAUAAGCCUUCUGAACCGGAGGAGAGUGCCAUUAUACAUGCAGCAACUUCUGGUCGAAGUUACUGGGAAACGUUAACGUAUGUUGGUAUUACAGCAUUUACGACGCUUCUGUUCUCGCUGGGUUAUUAUUACAUCGAGAAUAUGAGGCGAGACAACCAACUCAUAGCAAGGAUAAACCAAUUGGAGAAGGAAUUGCUGGUAUCCGUUAAGGAAUGCAUCGUGCUGGAUGAAAACCUAAAGUCUACUAAAAGUAAAUUAAAUUCUAUCGAGGACGAAUCUUUUGGGUCCAAUGAGAUGGUUAUAUCUUUGAAAUCUGAUCUAGAAGCUUCGCAGACAGCAAAGGCAGAGUUGGAAGAGCAAAUUGUCGUUCUGGAGAAAGAACUAGAAAGCGCUACGGAAGCUGGUUUGGAGUUGGAACGAAUGCUUAGGGAAAUUCUCUCCACGAACAACGAAGACAACCCUCUUGCUCAAACCGUGGAGGAUCUGCAAUCCCGUCUAAAUGCUCAACAAGCAACAAAUGAAUCUUUAAUCAACAAGCUCAAUCUCAAGACACAAGAGAAUGAAGCCCUCUCGUCGGAAUUGGCGAGUGCUAAUGAAAAGUGGCAACAAUUAGAGGUAGAGGUUUCGUAUCUGAGGGAAGAACUGAAGACCUUAAAGAAUGAAACACAACGUGCACUAACGGAUAAAAUAGAAGAAUUGGAGAGUAAAAUUGCUGAGAUGUCGGCUGAGAAAGUCAAUAUACGGAAACAACUGAAGAACAAGGAGAUGGAAGUGAAAGACCUUUUGGACUUAGUUAACCAAAUAAGUUCCAACAGCCUGGACCUCGACAAAAUUUACAAUGUUUCUCGAAUUAAAGCCGAAGCGAGCCAAAUUCUCGAGGAGAGGGACGAGUUGAAAAUCAAAUUAAGCGAGGUUGAAGGAGCUCAUCAACUGCUCGAAGAACACAUGAACCUGGUUAGGGAGGAAAUCACGUCUCUUAGCGAGCAGUGCAGACUUGCGGAGAAGGAAAAGAGGGAGGCGGAAACGCGCCUGGAGGUUCUGUCGAAGUUCUUCAAAGAGAAGGAAGCCGAACGGCAAAAGGAGGAAGCGGUGUGGCUGCAGAAACAAGGAGAAGUCACUUCGACCGUAGAAAGGAUACAGAUGAUGCAGGACGAAUUGCAUAACUAUAAACAGCAAGUUGAAAUGUUGAAACGGGAAAUAUUUGAUCAAGAACGGGAGUACAAAAACCAGAUAUCCAUCCUGGAAACGAAGUCGCACGAGCAGUGGGUUGUUGCACGACAGAACGAACGACGUUUGGAAGAAUCGAAGGCUGAAGCAAGUCAGCUUCGCCAUCGAUUGACAUUGGUGGAGAAAAACAUUAACGAAGCUGAACCCGAAGCCAAAUUGCAUCGUCUGGAGGCGAACGGGGAGACAGUGGCGUCGCCGGCGCUCUACCUGGGCGCGGACCAGUCGGGCUCGCCGAUAAUGUUUAGCGGUUCCUCGGGCGUGCCCCCGCCGCCGCCGCCGCCGCACUCGUACAUGUUCGAGCCCCCGCUGCCGCUGUUCCUGCCGCCGCCGUUGCACUCCCCGGGGCUGUCGCCCUACGACGUGAGCCAGCGACCGCCCCCAUUGGGCGGCCGCCUCUCGUCGCCCCCUCCACUGCCGCCGCGAGCGCCAAUCGGCGAGCGGUACAACGCGACCGGCUCCCCUCCACCGCCGCUGUCGCCCCCACCACACCUCCUCCCCUACGGCCAUAGGCGCUCGCCUCCCCCACCCUUCCCGCCUGGGCGUGGCCUAUCCCACCACCCGCCCCCGCCGGCCCCAUCGGCGUCGAUGAUGCCGCUGCACCUGGGACCCUCCUGGCCGAAGGAGCCGCCUAUGCGCGCCCCUGGCUUCCAGCCACACCAGAGGGAGCAGCGCUCGCGCAACCACAAGAAAGGUUCCUUACAUUCAUCGAGAGAGUCGCUGGACGAGAUGGAGCGCAACGGGAAAGUUUAGCCUUUCUGCCAGUCAAGGAGACUAGAUGAUACCGAGAUUCUGUGAAAUUAUCUUCGAUGGACUUCAGUCUGGAAGGUGCAAAACUUGGGACGAACGUAUUUGAAACAUACGUGCAAUGUUGGGACAGAAUCGCUCUGGAAGAUACUACUAUUCAUAGGCGGGAUUUUUCAACGUAGCUUCGCCGCCCCCUUUCGACCAGACUUGUAACUAAAUCGUUAUUUCGCAUCGUUACGCCGAGUAGUGAGGAAGGCGUAUUAUAACUUGUAAUUUUUAAACCGAAGGCUACUGCAGUAGGAGAUUUUUAUAUAUGUAUCCAGGAACGUGGAGAACCUGUAUGAUUUUUAAAAUCAUAUUAAUAGCGAAUUCAACGAUAGUCUGUAAAACAAUUCAAAUGAAUCUGUAACGAACUGGUAAUCGUUGUAUGUGAUUUUGAGAGGUCAAAAUAAAAUGUAAUUUAUUCUU